This is a messenger RNA of Saccoglossus kowalevskii, 1007 nucleotides long. Its product is annotated as E3 ubiquitin-protein ligase MGRN1-like. Gene Ontology annotation, cellular component: cytoplasm. Gene Ontology annotation, biological process: protein ubiquitination. The record is from RefSeq and is a predicted model, not a curated record. Lineage: Eukaryota; Metazoa; Hemichordata; Enteropneusta; Harrimaniidae. Gene Ontology annotation, molecular function: ubiquitin protein ligase activity.
UUUCCAUACCCAGCCCCACAGAGUAAUGAACCUACUAAGACGCUGAAAAGUCUCAUAAAUAUACGAAAAGAUUCUUUUCGACUGAUCAAAGAAAGUAGAUGCACAGCUGAUGAUGAAACUGAGGAAACACCCAAUAAUUUAUAUAACAUGGAGUUUACUUUUGACUGUGAAGCUAAAGUGGGAAUUACAAUAUAUUACUUUGCAUCUGAAGAUAUUGCAAAUGGAAAAAUAUCUUAUAUCCCAAAGGAUUCCAGUCAUAAAUCAGAAACUUUUUAUUACAAGAGAGGUGCCAAUCAGCAAUUCAAUCAACCGGCUUAUACUAUUGAUCCGUCUAAAUUUAAUGAAAAUGAGUUCAACUAUGAUCCCACUAGAGACCUUAUACCGUUAGUAAUACAGUGUACUGUGUCAGAAUCGGGUGAUGAGUAUGCUGGCCACUCGCAUGUUUUACUUGCAACAUUUGAGAAAACUUCAGAUGGGACAUACAAUGUCAAACCACUUAAACAGAAACAGAUGGUGGAUGGGGUUUGUUAUUUACUGCAAGAGAUUUAUGGAAUAGAAAACAAAAAUGCUCUGGAGAGUAACAAAUUGUUAGAAGAUGAUUUUCCAGACGAUAAUGGUUCUGAGUGUGUCAUUUGUAUGUGUGAUCUUAGAGAUACAUUAAUUUUACCGUGUAGGCAUUUGUGUCUUUGCAGUGGUUGUGCGGACUCUUUGAGAUACCAGUCUAGCUGCUGCCCCAUAUGCAGAGCACCUUUCAGAGCUUUACUUCAGAUUCGUGCUUUGAGAAAAAAAAGCAGCAGUGUACCAUCACCAGACACAGAUGACAAUUGGGUAUCUCAAGAGAAUGUUCCACCUGGUUAUGAAGCAAUACCAUUAGGUGAAGCUUUGAAUGGUCCACAAGCUUUACCACCACCAGUAUUAUCACUUGCCGCUGAAGGUGGAACUGGAACUACACGAAGUUCUGAUAGAAAUGAUUAUGCAAAUGAAGGUAGAACAAGGAGAGGACGAAG